AUGUCGGUCUACGACUCGGACGCUUACGAAAGCAUACCGGAUGCGCAGCAGCAAAAAGCAAUGGAGAUCUUGUGGAAUGCGCCGUACACAGGGCAAGAUGACGAGAUUUUGGCAGAUGCGAUCCUUGAGAUGAAAACGCAGGCAAACGGCACCGCAUAUACAAACAUCCUGCCCAUCGUGCAGAGCUCUGGAAUGGGAAAGUCUGGGCUGACGCAUGAAGUCACAAAGUUCUUUGUCACAAUACCACUGAACAUUCGCUCAGCCGCCGAUCGUAUAGCCGCCAAGAAGCACGGCCUGCAGUCUGUCUUAGACAUGAUAGUUCACUUUGCCUUUGCGAAGCUCGUAUGUUACUCUCCCUUGGACGAAUAUCUAAAAGGGACCCCAAAGGGCGGGUACACCCUCGCCAUGCGCUUUGCGCCGCUGUGUUUGCGCUUACUCCUCAACUUCAACCGCGCGCUCUCCGGCACACAUGCACUCACGGAAGAGAUGGUGGCGCAACGCAUGCGGAUCGCAUACUGCAUGCCGACGCACAACGAGUCCAUCAAAUCUGGCACGUCUUCCGAGCUGCUUCUCGCCGAGGCAGCUGCAUGGGCGAUGGACGCGUGCACCGGCAUCGACUGGCUCGCCGAUCUCACGCGCACGUUUGACUGUGCGGGCGCACCGUACCGAACAAGCAGCGCGGCAACGAUGCAGUGCCUGUACAGCGCGGCGGUGCCCGUGCUUGACUUUCUGCGCGCACUGUUCGCGAAGCAGUGGUACGACGCAAAGCUCGGCACGGGCAUGAGUUCCAUGUGGGAUGUGCUCGAUGCGCACGCUGCGCUCGCGGCAGUGGCGCGCGGACAUGCAAUGAUGCUCUCGCCAGCACACGAUGCGGUGCACAUUGCAAUACUGGUCGUGAUGGAGGACACGAAGCUCGGCACGGGCGCGAUGUUGUAUAUCUUCAUCCAGCUCAAGAUGAGGUACGGCCCAGCGUGCAGGCUUGAUGAGGCGGAUGUCGAAGCGGUGUUCAGAGAUGAGGAGAAUGCACAUCCAUUUAUACACCUCGUGAUGCAGCUGGAACCUGGCAUACAUCCUCCGACGGGUGGCUCUCCGGUACCCGACGAGGCGGAAGAGGUGGAAGAAGAGAUGGGCGAGACGGGCGAAGUGGGUGAAGACGUGGAAGAGGAAGCAGGCAAAGGGAGGUCGCCUCUCAUUCACCCGUGCUACCGGCUCACUGGGUACGGCUGUUCGCCAGCAGUGUACAAGGUUGUCGAGGAGAAGGACCAGGAGCAUUACGCGACGCUCUUGAAGCCAGAAGCGAUCACCAGCGAUCACCCAUGUCAGAAACCAAUCAAUAUCAGUUUUUUGCAGCGCAUGAAGGGCGAAUGGGAGCGCACCUCAGCGUGCUACGACUGGGCAGCCGUUGCUACUCUGCAGUCGCCCGGAGAGAUGAGAGAUAGUGUGGAAGGAGUGUUUGCCGUCUGA
Messenger RNA from Phanerochaete carnosa HHB-10118-sp, 1464 nucleotides. RefSeq lists its product as uncharacterized. The transcript is spliced from 5 exons. The record is from RefSeq and is a predicted model, not a curated record. The coding region runs from base 1 to 1464 and encodes 487 amino acids. NCBI's taxonomy places the organism in Eukaryota, Fungi, Basidiomycota, Agaricomycetes, Polyporales, Phanerochaetaceae.